AUGCAUGACUGUUCCUUCACCGACACCGGCACCAACGGCGGCGAUAGUGCACGGUACCGUGAUGCCCACCACGAGGCGGCCAAUGGCGCUGUCUCGUCCUUUGACGGUAGCAGCCAUACCAUCCACAACAACAACAACAACAACCGGAGCCUGGUCCGCACGGAGAACCUGCUGCGGCUGGCGCUAAAGAAGCCGCCCGCCUGGCAGUGGGAGCUGACCACGUCCAGCUCGUCGCCGAACAUCAGCUUCCCGAAGAUCCAGCUGUUUGACAGCACGAGCGGCGAGCUGAUGGUCGAGGUCAACCAGCCGGACUGCCUGAUACGGUCGGCGACGGCGACGACGACGACGGCGGAUGGUGAACACAGCGAGCCGACCGGCACACCGAGUCCACCGACCGGCCGAGGCCUCCGUCGCUCCCUGACGUGGCUCGCGAAGGAGCGCGUGCCCACCUCGGGUGACUCGCUGACCGACAUCUUCCGGCAGCUCCACAGUAAGGGCCUCGGACACAAGCUGUCCACCAGUGGCUCGCAGUACAGGCUGUCGGAGAACGGGGAAGGGGAGCCGGAAAUGAAGCCAGCAACCCCACCGGACCGCCAGCCUGCCAAACUGAGGCGCCGUUCUCGGCGAUCCCUAGCGAGUCGCUCCAACUCGAUCCUGGGGCGCACCAGCGGGCGCAAGUCUACCGACGAAGACGACGAAGACAUUGACCGGCCAGCAGGUGGCAGUGGCGUCACGAUCGAGGAGGUAGUGGAUGAGGCGCCGACACCGCCGCCACCACGACCCAAAAUCUAUAAGCUCGUCCGGAGCAACGCCGGCACGCUGAUGGUGCGCGAGGAGAGUUUCCACACGCAGCGCAGCCUCCGACGAAGGCAGCCCAUCCAUCCAGCCACCACGGAGCUGGCCUCCGAGCCAGACCGACCGGCGGACGUGGACCGACCGAUCGACGAGCUUCUGUCCCGUGUCAUGCUGUCCCACGAGCUGCGGACCACCGAGGAGACUCCUGACAUUGGCAGGAUGCAGCAGCCGCACCAGCCGCCGCAGGACGAGCAGCAGCAGCAGCAGCAGCAAAAGCCCGGUACCAGUCAACAGGAGCCGCAGGAGCAGCAGCAACCGGCGGGUCGCAGCCAGCCGAGGCAGUUCCUGCACCGGCGCACGCUCAGCACCUUGGACGGGCGGGAGCCCGCCUUCGUGCGUGUAGUCAGGCGCCACCUCGCUGCCUCCGGUUCCGGUGCCGGGAAGCCACCGCCCGGGCCGCUCGUCGAGGAUCCGCUGCCGCCGGGCGAACCACUUCCGACGUACGCCGAUGCGAUCCGGGGCGGUCCACCGAAUACGCCGACGGAGUCGGCUGCGGACGGCACGGCAACGGCAGCGGCGGAGCUUUCACCCGAUACCCGGCGCCGCUGGCGUUACUACGCUCGCAAGCACCACAGCCGCUCGUCCUUUGAUGCAGCACCGCAGUAG
Messenger RNA from Anopheles cruzii, 1461 nucleotides. Its product is annotated as protein bassoon. NCBI's taxonomy places the organism in Eukaryota, Metazoa, Arthropoda, Insecta, Diptera, Culicidae. The record is from RefSeq and is a predicted model, not a curated record. Bases 1 to 1461 code for a protein of 486 amino acids. The transcript is spliced from 2 exons.